Carassius carassius (crucian carp) is the source of this 2261-nucleotide messenger RNA. Its product is annotated as protein Largen-like. Gene Ontology annotation, biological process: positive regulation of cell size; positive regulation of translation. The record is from RefSeq and is a predicted model, not a curated record. Lineage: Eukaryota; Metazoa; Chordata; Actinopteri; Cypriniformes; Cyprinidae. The transcript has 2 exons. Bases 395 to 1003 code for a protein of 202 amino acids.
GAACAUUCGAGAGUAACGUUUCCAUGAUGUCUGCAAAAAUGAUAAAUGGAAUGUUUCCUUCAUAUUCGCAUAACAAAGAAAACGAUUUUUUUUUAAAGAACAGGAUGUUCAUGGGAACCUUAGUUAGCAAAACGUUCCCUAUGUUAGCGUGCUGGCACACAGCUGAUCUCACAGAUAGAUGAGGACUGACUCAUGACUCAGGACUGAUGAUGAUUUCUAAUUUGUGUUCUGUUUGUCUGUGGUUUCCAGCAUCAGUGUGUGUGCAGGGAGCGCGCAUGCGCGGGUUCACCGGGACGCGCAGCUCGAGAUUCUUCAGCAUCUGGAGGAAAACAUGCGAGCAUUGACAUGCGUGAUCUUCCCGAGAGGACAACCGUGACCCGGUCCGGUUCGGAGAAUGUCCGGGUGCGCGGCGGCGGACGCGGACGGAGGCGUGAAAAAAGUUAAAGUCAAGCGACAGAUCAGGUGCAUCGUGAAAGAUCUCGAGCACAUCUUGGGAGACCUGAAGGAUGUGGCGAAGGAGCUCAAAGAGGUGGUGGAGGAGAUCGACUGCUUGACCUCUGACCUCCGUCUGGAGGAGGCUCUGAUGGACAGCUCCAACAGCAGCUCCAGCAGCAGCAUCAUCACGGCGUCCAGCAUCAAAAUCUACCCCGAGGAGACGCUGUUCAGACCCCCAGCCGUCCUGAAGAGACCCUCGGCGUCUAGAGCCCAGGAGAUCCCAGCCAGCGGAGUGCCGCUCAGAGACUCUCUGGAGGAGAAAGGUCACGCCAGACACUGUGCUCAGACCACGAGGGAGCGCGUGCGCUUCAGUGAGAAGGUCCAGUAUCACGGCUACUGCCCCGACUGUGACCUGCAGUGUGACGUGGACAGCACAGAUCUGCACUUACACACCGCCGCCAGACCCAGCCCCGUCCAUCAGACGCUCGUGCAGAACGGUGGACUCGCGUUCUCCUCACAGAAACCACAGAAGACCAUUUUACGCAAGUCCACCAGCACCACUGUUUGACGCAGACUGAGGCUGAACUUGUAUUUCUGUUUGGAGAGACGCUGUACGACAGAGGAAGGGUAAGAGCAGCAGCCGUUCAUCAGGCCUUGCCUUCAUCAUUCAAGAAAUAAUUCAGCCGGAAGUGAUCAGGAUGAGUUUGUGUCUUCAUCAGGUUUGUAGAAAUGUAGCACUGCAUCAGUGUCUCAUCAAUGGAUGCUCUGCAGUGAAUGGGUGCCGUCAGAGUGAGAGUCUGAUAAAAACAUCACAAUAAUCCACAGCACUCCAGUCCAUCAGUGAACAUCUGGAGAAGACAAAAGAUGAAACACAUCCAGCAUUAAGAUGAUUUUAACUCAAACACAUAGAGUCUAUAAUCCAUAAUAACACUUCCUCCAGUGAAAAAGAGCAUCUGCUGUUGUCUCUCACAGAUCUGUUUAAACGCUGCUUGAUCUGUGCAGAUUUCUCUCCUGAUUCAGACCAGAACACUUUUUCACUGGAGGAAGUGUGAUUAUGGAUUAUAGACUCGUGUUUUAGCCAAAAGCUGAAAACAUUUUGAUGAUCGGAUUCAUCAGGUUGUAAAAGAUGUUUAAAAAAAAAAAAAAAAAAGUUUAGAAACACUAUCAUGGAUUUUAUUUUUUGCUAGUUUUGGAGAAAAUUAGAAUGAAAAACAGUAUAUUUAUUGUUGUUUACGUUCACCGCUAUCAACUUUGAUGAAAACUAUGGAAAUGUGAAAAUGUUCAUUAAAUAUCAGAAUUAUUUCAGCAAUGAGAUGAAAACAUCAGAGAUCAUGAAGAUAUGAUAGCAGAUGCAAUUAAUUCACUCAAUACAGCAUAAAAGAGUUCAUUACUUGACAUAAAAAAGAUUUACUGAAAUAAAUAUACACUUUAUUUCAGCCAGUUUCUAAGGCAACACAAUAUAAAAAACAUAAAAAAUUAAUUACUUGAAAAAAAUUUUUUUAAUUAACUGAAAUAUAAAUUUUAUUUCAGCUGGUUAACAAAGUAACACAAGAAAAAAACAGUAAAUAAAACAAUAUAAAAAAAUACUUGAAAUAAAAUGUUUUUUAAUUAACUGAAAUAUAGAUUUUAUUUCAGCUAGUUUCCAAGGCAACACUAUAAAAAAAAAUAAUUACUUGAAAUUAAAACAAUUAACUGAAAUACAAAUUUUAUUUCAGCUAGUUAACAAAGCAACACAAUUAAAAAAAUUAAUUGCUUUAAAUCAAGAACAUUUCUAGUUUCCAUGGCAGCAUUCCUCAUAUUUGUAAAUAACUAAAGCUUAAUAUAUA